Messenger RNA from Perkinsus marinus ATCC 50983, 724 nucleotides. RefSeq lists its product as hypothetical. The record is from RefSeq and is a predicted model, not a curated record. The coding region runs from base 18 to 656 and encodes 212 amino acids. The transcript has 5 exons. NCBI's taxonomy places the organism in Eukaryota, Perkinsozoa, Perkinsida, Perkinsidae.
AGUUUUGUUAAGACAGUAUGACGAGCUUCUUUAUGGGGCAUUCGCCAUGGGCUAUACCAGUCGAACCAACGGAACUCCAUUCUCACAAUCAAGGUCCACAGAUAAGACUACCGGGCGAGAAGAGAGGACAGUAUGAACAUACGCUUCCGUCUGAGGAUGACUUUCCGGAGUAUCCGGACGAACAACAGUACAUCUCUGCACCUCCUGAGCCCCCAGAGCCUGUUGUCGAGCCGUUGGAGUACUUGUCGCAAGAUUCCUUACCGAAGUUUACGGAAGACCAGCUCCGGGAAAGCCGCAUGAGGCGAAUACCCUACGCAGAAGUGCGUGAAGCUGUUAUGCUCGAGCGAGCCGAGGAGGCUGAGGUCACCAAGAUAAUAGGGGCUGAGAUCCGAGCCAAAUGCCGGCCCGAGAUUGACGAGUACGUGGACUGCGUAACCGAUAGAUAUCUAAGUCUUCUCAAGUGUAAGCCUAUUGCCUGGAAGAUGCGUCGCUGUGUAAAGAAAUAUGAGACAUCCGACUUCGUCGCCAAUCGAAUGCGAGAAUUGAUGGCAGAGCGGGAGGAGGCCGGGACUAGUAUCACGAAGCGUAAUGAGCUGAGUAAAGCUAACAAAUGUUUUAUACCCAAGGAGUAUAGCGAGGCUGAUCAUAGGCUCUGACCACUGGUCUGACCAUCCAUGUUAUUCGAGGCCUCUCGGGUUCUGCCACAAUUGUUGUUUCUGGAUGC